ACGGCGUUCGCGUGGGAAGAUAGAGCGCGUCCGCGGUGGCACUCGACUUGAGUUGAUAGCGUGAGCAACUCCCAGUCAGAAGCUCCUCGCGAAGACGCCCCUGGCCGGUCCUGUUCUACUUCCGAGCCCAGAGUUCUCCAGUCCCAGGGGCACUGCCAGAAGAGCUAAGCGGAUCGGCGCCCCUACAUUCUUUUCAUCUUCCAUGCGUUGAGUUCCAUCUUGACCCGAUGCUUUGUGAGAUGGCGUAUGUUUUUUGCUCGUCGGCUGCCGCUGAUUUUGGGUUAAAAGCACCAUUGGAUACCAGGGCCGCUGCGAUGUCCACCUCAGCCUCCGCCACGCACAUAGAUUCUUCAACACAUCGGCCGUCAAGUCCCGCAGAGAGCCUUGCGGCAGCGGGUGAAGGAUCCCCACAGAGCUGCCGUUAGCAUCAUCGACGACGUUGACGACCCGAAUGCCUGCCGAUUCUCCUCCAAGUAUUCCUAGGCACCGACUGUAGAUAGCAGACGAUGAGGGCUCAAGAGCCGAAGGAUACACACCAACAUCCUCUUCGCCGCCUAAAAAUGGCCUAGAUUCCCGCCCCGUUCGUCCGUUCGUCCGAAAAGCGGCUGCGGGCAGUGCCCACACAACCGGUGUGCAGAUACCGGAUCCGAAAGAUGGCGGCUCUGGAUGAGAGCUCGUCCGUGCGUCAUGGAAGAGCCGGGACCGCGCACGCGGUCGGGGAUGCGGUGAAUGUACCAUGGAUUUGAAUGCCGGUCGUCAUCCAUGAGAGAGCGAACCAUCGGUAGAAGCGGGCUGCGGAAUCAAAGCGCGAAAGAGCGAGUGCGAUGGGAGAGGAUAUUUCUGAGUCAUCCGACUGACCUGUAUCGCAAGGAAGCACAUUGGAGACCCGAUAUAGCAACCGAGACUCGGAUCGGUCGUGGCCCGGGGAAGCAGUCUAGGGAUUGAUACUGGUGGGGAAUUCUAACUAGAUUCGGAGUUCAAAACCGUUGAUCGCACGCCAGACUUCGACGUCCGGCAUCUCUCAUCAAGAUUGAUCACUUUCCCGCGGCCAACUGUCACUUUUCGAAAUCCGAGUGGACUGUUGCGGACUGCAGCGACAUCCCGGCCAUCAAAUUCCGCUCCAAAAAUAGGUGGCUGUGGUGUGGUAGCCACCUCCUUCGACCAGAUCCAUUUCACUCAGUACACAAUCAAUGUUGGAGGCGUGAUGGCUACCCAGGCAGAACGAACAUUAGGGUCGUUUCGAUUUCUAACCUAAUUCGUGUUGUACCACCGGCGAGCGAGAUACCCGAUUCCCACGUCUCGUCGGGCCUAUUGACGCCGGGUUGGAUACCGAAGUGUGCGGCAUUACACUGCAUACAUACUAAAGACGUGGGCUGCGGCUACCCUAGUCAUCUCCAACUUUUCUCUCCCGAUCUUUCCAUGGCUGCCCCUAGUCCACCGCUCACGCUAGAAUUUGCGACCAACAGCGUGCGGAACACCACCCUCUCGUCCGGGUCCGACGAUCCGUACUACGAGAUCGUCACCCGCUUCUGGCACCCGAAGAUCACCAAGAUACGCCGCCUCGACCAGGGCACGCGGCUGAUGUCGACCGUCUGCGAGAUCGACGCGGGCCCGCACGGGCGGGCGGCUAAGGUUCGAUUCGCCGAGCCCUCCCCGCUGGCGCUGCACGACAAGGAGCUGAACUGGGGCGAGUGGGUCGACUCGGAGGCGCUCAUCAAGAUGGCCGAGGGCAAACAAGGCGGGAUCUUCGUGGACACGGACGGCACGGAAUACCGCUGGAAGACGCAGAAACGCAGGUUCCAGCUUGUGCGAGUCGGCGACGAGACGCAGAAUCCCGUCGUCACGUUCCACGGCCACAAGCGCCCGCUUGGCGUGUGGUGGAUGAUGUCUGAACACUCUAAAUUGGAAAUACGCCCGCCGAUCCAGGAUCUCGAGAAGUUGAUCGUCACAUUCUUGUUGGUGGAGCGUAAGCGUCGGCAUAGCCACUUUUAAUCUCUCGAGUGCUGUCCACUCUUAGACGAGACAUGCGUUCGGGUGGACUUUGAACCGAGCCGACCGCAUUGAUUACAUUCCCGGCACCGCGGCAACAGCUCGUCCCGGAGGUUCGAGAUCUUCAUGUCAGUAGUUAGUUAUCAUCCAUAUGGUUGAGGUCAAUCUUAUCUGUGAGCGCAUGAAAAAACUUUCUCGUGUAACUCUACGCUGUGUCACCACCCUCUACUGCUUUGGAUCUCUUUUCACCAGUACAGAUGAUCUGGAGGAGGUGGUCCUUUU
Mycena citricolor is the source of this 2271-nucleotide messenger RNA. The record is from the annotation of a GenBank genome assembly. NCBI's taxonomy places the organism in Eukaryota, Fungi, Basidiomycota, Agaricomycetes, Agaricales, Mycenaceae.